AUGGAAACGAUAUGGGAAAAUAUAUGCACAGCGCUGGAGGUUUCACCGGAGCUAUCGGAGAAGUGGCUGGCCAAAUUGCAUGCCCAGUACACGGAGCCCCAUCGACACUAUCACAGCGAGUCCGAGCUGAUCCGCAGAAAAGUGCCUCAUUUGUUAGGGGCCAGUGUAUGUUUGCAGCUAGCCACCCUGUUCCAGUAUUUCCAUUUCGAGGCAGAAAAAGACUGUAUGCCGCGAAACUGCGAGGUGGUCACCGAAUUUUUCACGGAAAACAAACAUUUGAGUAAAUCGCUGGAAAACAAUGUAAAACGAUUGCUUGGAGACCCGCAAGCGGAUGCAAGCGAACUGACAGAAGAUGAUGUUCAAUUUUUCCAAGACUUGGACCUGUUGGUGCUGGGCACUCCUCCAGAUGAGUACAAGCAGUAUACCGAGCAACUUCGUGCCGAAUGUACCCCGGAAGACGUUAGUUCCUAUGACAAAAUGCGACUGAAGUUGCUACAGACUCUUAGCCGUAUACCGACCAUUUACCUUACGAAGGAAUUCAAUGAACGCUUUGAGGAUGUGGCGCGGGCCAAUAUUGAACAAGAAAUAAAGGAUUUGCAAGUGAAGUAAAGAUGAUUGUUGAAACUCACCUGAAUUUAAAAGAGAUCUUUCGAACCGAGCUGUCGCUAAAUAAAUCAGUAUAAAAUGACGAGAUUGACGUAGAUGCAAAUCGCACAACCGAUCAAAAUGUGUUCCCGCGUACAUUGACCACA
Anopheles nili is the source of this 752-nucleotide messenger RNA. RefSeq lists its product as uncharacterized. The record is from RefSeq and is a predicted model, not a curated record. The transcript has 5 exons. Lineage: Eukaryota; Metazoa; Arthropoda; Insecta; Diptera; Culicidae. The coding region runs from base 1 to 609 and encodes 202 amino acids.